AUAUCACAUACUUUGCUACUUCUUAUAUAUCAGUAUGCACUUUGACAGACACAACUGAGCUCUCUAUAGACACCAUAAAGAAUACAACCAAAAACACCAACACUCCUGUAGAAGCAAACACAACUACAUCUACUCUGGUCACAAUUAGUACAGUCACUACUAGCAAUCUUACUGCUAGCCAUAUAGAAAAACUAUUUUAG
Messenger RNA from Dentiscutata heterogama, 200 nucleotides. NCBI's taxonomy places the organism in Eukaryota, Fungi, Glomeromycota, Glomeromycetes, Diversisporales, Gigasporaceae. The record is from the annotation of a GenBank genome assembly.